Xenopus laevis (African clawed frog) is the source of this 1544-nucleotide messenger RNA. RefSeq names its product membrane associated ring-CH-type finger 2 S homeolog (gene marchf2.S). Gene Ontology annotation, biological process: protein ubiquitination. NCBI's taxonomy places the organism in Eukaryota, Metazoa, Chordata, Amphibia, Anura, Pipidae. The record is from RefSeq and is marked provisional. Gene Ontology annotation, molecular function: zinc ion binding; ubiquitin-protein transferase activity; ubiquitin protein ligase activity. Gene Ontology annotation, cellular component: lysosomal membrane; endosome membrane; endoplasmic reticulum membrane.
AGCAGCAGUAGGUGACAUUCUCUAUUACUUUAAUCCGCUGCUCCGACACUUGAGCGUUACAUAGUUACGCUUCCAGCGCAGCAGACAGGAAAGGAGGUGGUGGACAUGGCGGCCCCGGUGUGAAGCGGAUGGGCCAGAGGAGUAAAGUCUGGCAGCGGAGAGUCAGACCCACCAUGGCUGUUGUAUGCAUUCCUUAAAGGAGGAAGGCACUGAGGGUUGCCAUGACUACAGGCGACUGUUGCCACCUUCCAGGUUCCUUGUGUGAUUGUACUGACAGCGCCACCUUCCUGAAGUCUUUGGAGGAGUCAGAUUUAGGGAGGCCACAGUAUGUCACCCAAGUAACUGCCAAAGAUGGACAGCUGCUGUCUACAGUGAUCAAGGCUCUGGGUACACAAAGUGAUGGUCCUAUCUGUCGAAUAUGCCAUGAAGGUGGAAAUGGAGAGAGACUGUUGUCCCCCUGUGAUUGCACGGGAACCUUGGGGACAGUACAUAAAACUUGCCUGGAAAAAUGGCUGUCCUCUUCUAAUACAAGCUAUUGUGAACUGUGUCACACAGAAUUUGCUGUCGAAAGAAGACCAAGGCCUGUGACAGAAUGGCUUAAGGACCCAGGACCCCGGCAUGAAAAGAGGACCCUUUUCUGUGACAUGGUGUGUUUCCUAUUCAUCACUCCAUUAGCUGCCAUUUCUGGCUGGUUGUGUCUUCGUGGAGCACAAGAUCACUUGCAGUUUAACAGUCGACUGGAAGCUGUCGGCCUCAUUGCUCUCACUAUAGCACUUUUUACUAUCUAUGUUCUUUGGACAUUGGUGUCAUUCCGCUACCACUGUCAGUUAUACUCUGAGUGGAGACGGACCAAUCAGAAAGUACUGUUGCUGAUUCCAGACUCCAAAACAGCUACUACAAUUCAUCAUUCCUUUCUAUCCUCCAAACUUUUAAAGUUUGCAUCAGAUGAGACUACUGUAUGAGAUCUCAUAAAUGGACCACCAUGAAAUCCAUUGGAGCUGGGAGCUGGGAAAGCAAGUUUACCCCCACCAUAUAAUUAGAAACUGGGGAACCUGUUUUGUUUCCCUGUUAACAGUUUUAGAACCAUUUUUGUUCUGUUGUAUUUUAUUUUAUUUUUGUUUUUUUAUUUAAUUCUGUCUGCUAGGUAAAGCCACUAGAAUGAACUUUGCUGCUUCAAAGUUUAAAUAAAAAGCAAGCAAUUCAGAAUUUUGAUAGCAGUUUCAAAUCAUAUGUGAAUUUUUUUUUAUGGAUUAUAUUGUCUGCAAAUUUUUCAUAUGACUAUUUCCACUCAUUUAGGGAUGGUAUUUUGUAUACUUUUUCCCCUUUGUGUCUGUGUUACCCACAAGCUUCUGCUAACUCCUUGUCAGAGCAAACUUUUCUGGAGUAGAUGAAGUUAAAUAUUAUUCCUACCCAUUAAAGAUGCAAGAUGAGCUCAGAGGUCUAGGCAUAUUUCUAGCAUUGAAUGCACUACAAGAUUUAGCCCACAUAUAACCUGUACUGUACUUUAUAAACAGUUAUGGAAAAAAUAAAGCACUAAAAAAAAA